Molecule: messenger RNA, 901 nt
Organism: Linum trigynum
Lineage: Eukaryota; Viridiplantae; Streptophyta; Magnoliopsida; Malpighiales; Linaceae
Source: the annotation of a GenBank genome assembly
AACAGAGUGAUCAUAAUAAUCAAGCCAAGAUCAUGUCUUUUCUUGUGCUACAAGUAGCCAUAUCAGUAUUUUUCAUGGUGGUUAGCUUGGGAUCAGUCAACUGUGAGGUGGACGUUCUGGAUCCAACUUACGGAUUCACAGAGCUGCCCCUCAACACUUCCCAACACCGCAUUCACACGCCCUACGACUUGCCCGAAUCUCAACGGUACAGCCUCGUCGACGGAGUCCACAAGCUGUGGGUCUAUUCGACGGACAAGCCACAUUACAAUGGCAGCACCACCGAACCGAGAUCAGAGAUCAAGAUAGCCGAUUAUACGUACAAUUCAGGGAUUUGGCAAUUUGAAGGGCAUGGUUACGUGCCCAAGGGCACCAACGGGGUGUCCAUAAUGCAGGUGUUUGGGGGAAGCAACGGUCGCGCAACCAGCUUGAUGUUGCACGUUUACAAUGGCUCCUUGAGGUACUAUGGAUCGGCGGUGAUCGUGCCGGAGAUCUUCGACAGAUGGUUUCGGUUGAACGUGAUCCACGACGUGGAGGCGGCGACGCUGGAGGUGUACGUUGAUGGGGUUCUGCAGCUUCGAGCGCCGGGGCGUGGAGGGACGUCUCACUAUUUCAAGUUUGGAGUGUAUGCGCAGAGGAAUGCGUCGUAUUAUAUGGAGUCGCGAUGGAAGGGGAUUCGAGUUCUGUACAAGGAAAAUCAGACUUCUGGUACUGAACAGGGUUAUUAGUGAUUGUUUUUUUUCUUCUUGAUAAUGGGUUAGUGAUUGUUUGGUAACAUUCGUUCAUGAAUUCGUAAGUUGGGAUUCUAGAAACGUAUAUGAAUCCAAAAAAUCUCUCAUGAAAAAUUCGAAGUUAGGGUUAAUUGCAUGGUUGGUCACUGAGAUUAUAAAAAAUGUUUAAGUUU